UCCCGGAGGAGGAAACGACACUGAACUGGAAAGGGAGACUGGAGGUAGAUAUAUAUAUAUAUAGAGAGAGAGAGAGGGAAGCCAAGCCCAAACACAGCAAUGGAGAUUACGGCAAGCCACUUCUUCCAUGCAUUCACCGUCCCCAAGUUGCGCGCACAGCUCCACCGCUCCCCUGUAGCUCCGUCGAGCUCCAGCCUCCGGGCCGGUUCUAAUGGCCGCCGCUCCUCUUCUUGCUGUCAACUACCAACGACCUCUUGCUCGAAACCUCUUACGGUGAAGUGUACGCUGUCCGAUGAGACCACUCUCAGUUCACCACCAAAGGUUGCAGCAAAAGAUCCUACCCUAGCAUUGAAGACGAAAGCCAUGGAUGUUGCGCCUGACUUGAGGGGAACUUCCAUAUUUCUACUGGGGAUGAAGAGUUCCAUUAAAACCCAAUUGGCAAAGCUUUUGGCAGAAUUGCUUCGGUACUAUUACUUUGACAGUGAUGGUUUGGUUGAGGAAGCUGCUGGUGGCGAAGCUUCUGCAAAGCUAUUUCAGGAGACUGAUGAGCAAGGAUUUCGAGAAUCUGAGACUGAAGUGUUAAAGCAGCUGUCCUCUAUGGGUCGACUUGUUGUUUGCGCUGGGGAUGGCGCAGUUCAGAGUUCUACUAAUCUGGGAUUGCUUAGACAUGGGAUCACUAUAUGGAUAGAUGUACCUCUUGACAUUAUUGCUGGUGAAGCAACAAAAUCUGAUGCUGAGUCCGGAAAAUCACAUGCUGAGAUGAAUCAGAAACUGGAAUUGACUCAACUGGCUGCCAUGUAUGAGAAACUGAGGGGCGGGUACGCUACAGCUGAUGUGACCAUCUCCCUCCAGAGAAUAGUGUCCCUCGCUGGUUACGAUGAUUUUGAUGCAGUUACUGCAGAAGACAUGGCAAUGGAGGUUCUCAAGGAGAUCGAGAAAUUAACCAGAGUAAAGAAGAUGAUGGAGAAAGCUGGAAGACCUUUCUAGCUGAUAAACUUGGUUCGGUCCUUUCUUUCCCUUUCCCAUGCCACAGUUACCCGAGGGAUAUUCUGCACCAUAUAGGCUAUUCAUGUACUUAAUAAGCUACUAAUAACGAAUUUUGCUCGAGGCUCUUAAAUUUGUAUCAGUGGAAUGGCAACUGUUACACAACCAUAAUAUUUUUCUUCUCA
Messenger RNA from Punica granatum (pomegranate), 1169 nucleotides. NCBI's taxonomy places the organism in Eukaryota, Viridiplantae, Streptophyta, Magnoliopsida, Myrtales, Lythraceae. The record is from RefSeq and is a predicted model, not a curated record.